Staurois parvus is the source of this 353-nucleotide messenger RNA. The record is from the annotation of a GenBank genome assembly. Lineage: Eukaryota; Metazoa; Chordata; Amphibia; Anura; Ranidae.
AUGCAGACUGCUUCUAUGAACAUUUGUGAAAGAAUGGAUCGCUCUCAGGAACUCAAUGAAUUCAAGCAUGAUACCGUGAUUGGUUGCCACCUGUGCAAUAAGUCCAUUCGUGAAAUUUCAUUGCUACUAAACAUUCCACGGUCAACUGUUAGUGGUAUUAUAACAAAGUGGAAGCAACUGGGAACAGCAGCAACUCAUCCACGAAGUGAGCGGGGUCAGUGCUGAAGUGUACAUUGUGCAGAAGUCGCCAACUGUCUGGAGAGUCACUAGCUAAAGAUCUCCAAACUUCAUGUGGCCUUCAGAUUAGCACAACAACAGUGCGUAAAGUGCUUCAUGGAAUGGGUUUCCAUGGC